Saxophila tyrrhenica is the source of this 1443-nucleotide messenger RNA. RefSeq lists its product as uncharacterized. The record is from RefSeq and is a predicted model, not a curated record. NCBI's taxonomy places the organism in Eukaryota, Fungi, Ascomycota, Dothideomycetes, Mycosphaerellales, Extremaceae. Bases 1 to 1443 code for a protein of 480 amino acids. The transcript has 2 exons.
AUGGACAUCGGCGUCGAGACCCCGAGUCUGUCGCCUGAGCUGAUCUCACUCAUAUGCUCAUUCAUCGAUACGAGGAAAACGCUGUACAACAUCUCGGUCUGCUCAAAUACCUUCUACGAUGCCGCUGUGCCAUAUCUGUACUCCACGAUCGAUCUUAGGGCAAGCGAUGCAAAACCAGUUGGUCGACACACGGACUGGUUUGGCCUCAGAAAUCUGAUAUCUCUAUUCUUGUCCAAGCCGAAGUUAGCCCUCUACGUCCGCGGUAUCAGCAUUAGAGGUAUCAGCGACUUAUCCGACGGCUCCCGGUUAUCCAUGGCCGAGCCUCCCAUGGCAGUCCCACACCACGACGUGCCUUCCAACCUCGAUCCUUCGUGGGUACCCUACGUCUUAUCGGCUAAUGUGGAAUACCACGAGCUCGUAAGGCAGUGCAACAUCAACAUGAAAUCAGCUUUGCACAUGCUUGAGACUACUACGCCUUCUCGCAUACACGCUGAGCUGCGUGACAUCUCCUGCAUCUGCUUACCGGACUCUCAUCACAGUCCAAAGCAUUUCUUCGAGCACUCUUCGGUGAAGCGACUUUUUUUGAACAAUAUUCGAUCAGAUCUCAGUCAACGCUAUUGGCGCACCACGAGGACGAUGCUCCGAGAUCUGGAGUCAUCCAGCUCGAAUGUUGAGCAGAUCCAGCUCUUCGACUGUUGUUUCGACGAUGCCGAUGUGACUGAUAUCCUUCGAGUCCCUAGGGCUCUGACUAGUUUCACAUACGAGAUCGGCAAGAAUGACAGCCUAAGAGAGGCAGUCUCCGAUGCUUCCCGUCAAACCCUUCUCCAUGGUCUUGAGCGCCAUGUCACGACCCUUCGAAGCCUAUGCGUGGACAGCCAACAUGGGUGUGAUGAGGUCGAAGAGGUAGUGGCAAGAGUAACGCCAUUUUGGGGUUUACGACGAUUCGAGAAGCUUGCCCAUUUACGGAUGGCAGCAAUAUUUAUGAUGGGUCGUCAUCGAGCCGACAUGGACAUCCUCGCGAAUCUAUUACCAAGCAGUAUAGAGACACUGGAGAUCACGAAAUGCAGCGAGUAUUUCGGCAACUCUCCUGAUCAAAUCUUCUGGCCCAUCCAGGAGCUCUUGCGUAUGAAGGCAUCGUUUCCGCGGCUCUCGAGCAUCGCUGUCGGAGUGUCCCUAGACUUUUUAUUGGAAACGGUCGAGAUGGAGGAGGAAGGCAAGUGGUAUUCAUCGAUGUUUCGACGGGCCAAAGAAGUCGGUGUCACAAUCACUCUGCUCGUUGAAAGGGAGGGUUCCCAGUCCUUUGAGUUCAAAGAGGCCAUCAACAGGGACAUUGCAUGGGCUGAAAUUCGCGACGGAGGCAUUCCGAUGGAUUGGACAGACUCAUAUCAGAGAGUGAAUCGGAGAGUGACUAUGGAGUGUAUGGCCCCGAGCGGCUCUGAUUAA